AAAUACUCGACGUCUCAAGCGACAGUUGAAACCGACAAGUACGGUAUACCACUUACGCCCACCUGGUCCGUCCAGGAAUUAUUGUCUUCUUAUCCAGCUCCGUCGAUAUCACCAGCCACAUUCAAACGAUUGCAUGAGCUGUCUGCAUUAUUACCACCCGAAGAGGGUACACCGGAAUAUGUAAAGCUAAAGCACGAACUCGAGGAGUUGAUCAAGCUUGUGGAGGCCACGAAGCUGAUCAAAAUAGAGGAAACGGGCAAUGUAGGCAUCCCAGACGGGCGGGUAAUAGCAGAAGGGUCUGGGAUACCGCUCGACAGAACACCACGCGAGGACGGAGAUGUGAGAGGCCGGGAUCUACUCUCAUAUGCGAGCCGUAGCGCGAAUGGGAUGUACGUCGUCGAGACAGAUCGCUCUAGAUGA
Messenger RNA from Suillus plorans, 420 nucleotides. RefSeq lists its product as uncharacterized. The annotation marks the transcript as partial. The transcript has a single exon. NCBI's taxonomy places the organism in Eukaryota, Fungi, Basidiomycota, Agaricomycetes, Boletales, Suillaceae. The record is from RefSeq and is a predicted model, not a curated record.